This is a messenger RNA of Lolium perenne, 339 nucleotides long. Its product is annotated as RING-H2 finger protein ATL66-like. Gene Ontology annotation, biological process: protein ubiquitination. Lineage: Eukaryota; Viridiplantae; Streptophyta; Magnoliopsida; Poales; Poaceae. The record is from RefSeq and is a predicted model, not a curated record.
AUGGCCGAGUUCGCCGGCCUCUCCGUCCUUUGGAUAAUUCUCGCCGUGCUCGCGCUCAUCGCGGUCGUAGCUGCGAUCGUCUGGGCGGUGCGCUGCGCCAUCGCUCGGCGCGGCGCCGAGUCAAGCCAUGCGAAGGAGGGACUGCUGAACAAGGAGGCGCUCUGCGCGAUAUGCAAGGGGCUGCUCGCCGGCGGGGAGAAGUGCCGGCGACUGCGCGUGUGCGGCCACGUCUACCACGCCGAGUGCGUCGACCCGUGGCUCAGGAGGAAGACGAUCUGCCCGCUGUGCCGGGCCAAAGUCGAGGUGUCGCGCACGGACAUCGUCGACGCGAUGGUGUGA